AUGCCAUUACAACUACCACCACACUACUAUAACUACUAUUACCACCACCACCACCAUCACCCCAGCUGUGCUAUUAGUGCUGCUGUUACCACUACACCUCCUAUCAGAUCGCCAAGGUAUGUGUAUUUUCAGUGCGCACGUGUGGCUAUUUACCAUAUCCUAAAACCUCUCUUCUUAUUUCAGCAUCACGAAAGCUCGUGUUACCAAGGUAUGCCUCACAUAAGUCCCAGAGAGAAGUUUGUCCUGCAAGGGAAGCUCCAGGGGCUGUGUGACACCGAGACUGAUGGUGGAGGUUGGGUAAUCAUUCAGAGACGUGUGCGAGGAGAUGUAGACUUCUAUAGAGGCUGGGAUUAUUACAAGAGAGGGUUUGGAACACCAGACACCGACUUCUGGAUUGGAAAUGACAUUAUUCACAACCUCACCUCACAGGGUUACAACGAACUCCGUAUCGACUUCACCUACAAGGGGACCCAAUAUUUUGCUCAGUAUGCAAACUUCAAUCUCGGCGAUGAGUCAUCUCAAUACCUCAUGACGGUUGCUACCAUAAUGGCUACAAAUUCACUACUUUUGACCGGGACAAUGACCCGAAUGACGGAUAACUGUGCCGUGGCUUUCCAUGGGGCUUGGUGGUACAACGGGUGUUACAAUGCGAAUUUGAACGGGGCCUGGUCAGUGACAGACGGCCCGGGUAUUGCUUGGUAUUUUGCUGCUGGUGCUAACCGGAUAGAUUUGUCAUUUACAGAGAUGAAGAUUAGGAAUAUUUAG
This is a messenger RNA of Candidula unifasciata, 765 nucleotides long. NCBI's taxonomy places the organism in Eukaryota, Metazoa, Mollusca, Gastropoda, Stylommatophora, Geomitridae. The record is from the annotation of a GenBank genome assembly.